Rubroshorea leprosula is the source of this 725-nucleotide messenger RNA. The record is from the annotation of a GenBank genome assembly. NCBI's taxonomy places the organism in Eukaryota, Viridiplantae, Streptophyta, Magnoliopsida, Malvales, Dipterocarpaceae.
GGACAUGGUGAAGAUUACCAAGUUCAGCAAGCAGUUGGUCAGUGCCCAAGAAGUUGUAUCCAUUAUGUAACACCUUCACAGCGAACCAUUCUGGAGGAAUUACUUGACAGCAUUCUGGCUGUGCCGUAUGAUAAUUCAGCAGAGGCUGAAUUGCUAUAUUCUCUCAUCGUUAAAGCAAAGUUUGAGAACAAUCGGUACCAGAAGCCAAAGAAGCAACCAAAAUCUUCUUCUCAAUGUGUUGACUGGUUUUGAUUUCUGAUUUUCUAGCAUACGGUGCACUCAGACCUAAACCCAAAAUGUAGCUGACAAGACUUCUGUCCGUUAAUGAAGAAAAGAAAAUAUAUCUCUUACCAGAGAGACUGUAUGACGAUGGAGCUGAUUUUCACAUUAGUGAAGCUUCGGAUGAAAUGAAGCUUAACAGAAGACUGUAUGACGAUGGAAUGAAUGUAUCAGAGGCUAGGAUGCUCUGGUUGCAGGAGAAGAAAAGUGCAUUACUCUAAAGAGCCACGGAGAUAUUGGCUUUUAUUUGACAACUAUAUAAAAUGCUACUUUAUUCCUUAAUUAAGGUAUGUAUUUAACAAAUUAUAGGGUGAAGGACUUCAAAAAAAAAAAAAAAAUUGCAUGAGGUGAAAAUACCAAAAAUGAUAAUAAUAGAUAAUAGAUGAAAGUGGUAGAUCAACAGGUUGUAAAUGACAUGUAUUAUAUUCUGCCAACAUUUUAAUUUU